Paramuricea clavata is the source of this 9720-nucleotide messenger RNA. Lineage: Eukaryota; Metazoa; Cnidaria; Anthozoa; Malacalcyonacea; Plexauridae. The record is from the annotation of a GenBank genome assembly.
AUGCCUGAAGAAACGUUAUGUCAGGACGUCAGGGGAGUCGCUUCACUGGCGACAUCUCAUCAAAACAAGUACAGCGAUGUUUCAGGCUCGGUUUCUGGUAUGUUUGUUGGUUUAUCAUUGCUAGUUUGCUUUUUGUAUGUACUAGACAGGAAGCUUCAGAUUUAUCAGGAUGAAACUACCUGGAAAAUUCAAGGAGAACUUCAACGUUUCAAGCGAGGAGAAAUUUGGAACCUCGAAACAUGGAGAGCUUCGAAACGUCGAAGUUUAUUUUAUUUUAUUAUUAUUUUAUUAUUAUUUUAUUAUUUUCCCCUAUGUACAGAUUUUAAUAAUUACAAAACAACUUUCUUCUAAUGAUAUUGGGCUAGGGACCUACUAGAAACCUUUACAGGCUUUUUGGUUUAGGCCCCUAGUUGUAGUUGUGGUUCAUAAUGAGGUUAAUUAAUAUACUAAUUUUACAGUUAAAGAUAAUGAAAAAAGUAAUUUUUAGAAUAUAUGCUAUUAACAAAAGAAGGAUGAUAAAGCAGGAGUACUAAAUAAAAGAUUUAUGUUAAAAUAUCAAUAAAAUAUGAAGACCGUAUAAUUUUAUACAUGAUUCAGUAAAAAAUACUGUUUCAUUUCUUUCUUGAAGACAUAGGAGUUUGUGCCUUUAAAUUUUGGUUCUAAAGAAUUCCAAAUAUCAAUUCCUUUAUUAGAUAGACUGUGUUUUACAUAGUUUGUUCUCUUAUAACACUUGUAGAGUUUUGACGCAUUUCUCGUGUUCUAUUGAUGGAUCUGAUUAUUUGUUACAAAAUAAUUUUCAAAAACUUCUGGUAGAUUCUUAAGAUGGUGGUAACGAAACAUGAACAUGGCAGUUAAAUAAUCAUUUAUUUUGAAAAUAUCUAGGAUGCCUAAUUCUUUGAAAAUAGUCUCAGUAUGUUCCAAAUACGAUUUAAAUAAUUUGCCUUGUAUUGGGCUAUUACAUUUAAAUACCAACCCCCCCCUGUCGAAGACCUCUGCUUUGGGGACUCCUCUGGAAUGCAAAAAAGUUUGUGUAAUUGACCCCUUUGGACAAGACGUGAAUCCUGUCUGGAAGUGCAAUUUUGCAUUUUAACCCCUUGGAAACAACAUUUUUCUCCCAUUUUCCCCAAUUACCCAUCUGGAAAAACCAACUAAUUACCUCCCUUGGAAAUUGAGGUUGUCAACAGGGGGGGGGGGGAGGUGUGUUUGGGUAUUAAAUGUAAUAGUCCAUUUUCCAGGUAGUUGCAUCCUAAUCAAUCUGAAGCUUCCUUAUUAUUGGCACUAGUGCACUACCUACACUAGCACAGACUGUUGCCCAGACCGAGCUGAUGAUAUUUGAACAUUAUUUAGACUAUCAAUUUUGAAUAAAUAGUGAUGUUUCAAAAGCAAAAUCUGUGCCAUUUUCAAAGAUUUUUCCUGUUCUCCAGCAGGUCUUAGAAAUUUAUAUGUCCUUUAAUUUAAAAGUCAUUGAAUUUCAAUGGAAAAAUCAUUUAAUUUCAUCUACACUAAAGGGUGGAAACCCUGGUUUUAACUGGGCCUUAGGGGUUGCAUCCAUAAUUAAAUUGUCACGAGAAAUGUCUAUAUUUCUCUUUUCUUUCAUGGAUACCGUAUUCCAUCAUCACAUUAGGUCAUUCCAGAAAACAUCCAUACUACCCCCACAGAGGAAAUAGGAAGUUAACCCCCCUACCCCCUUCGGAUAUCCUAAUACAUAUACUAUUAUCAGAAACAAUUUUUUCACCCCUCCCCCUCCGGAUGGCAGAAAUUUCCUCCUUGAGGGGAGUGUGGAUCUUUUCUGGAACGACCCAUUACGGUGAUCUGAUAGGCUGAUAUAUUCACGAAUGUACCAAUGGAUUAAUUUUAGGAAAGAACACUGAUGUCACGAAUACCCAUCUGCUAGAACAUGUUAAAUAUGACUUCUAUAAAAAGGUACAGGAUUACAGACUUUUGAUGACAGGUUAUACAUACUUUGCAGUAAUACUGUGUAUUUAACACAUUGAGCUCACCAGCACUUUCUUCUUGACGAGUAAACCUAUCUGGCAUUAGGGCAUGUUCAUAGGAGCUGAGUUGACCCAGCAAACUGGGCUGGCUCACAAGUGGCAAGAUCUUGCCUCAUAUUCAUUUUUAUAUGUUUUUGAGAUUCAAUACACAUCGGAACCAGACCACCCCGGUUUGCUGUAUUCCAGCGUUUGAGCAAGGCAAGAUCUCAUCUUCCCGGGCCUAUACGAAUGCACUUAGUGGGUCAGCUCGGCAAACUGGACUGGAAAUUGUAUCACAAUGCAUUUGUUCCAUCUACAAAGUGUUUAAAAACUAGUAAGGAAUCAACAAUCAACAAAAAUAUCAUUUGGGGGAUAAAAACAAAUUUAAUAUCACAUUCCCACCAAAAGUUGUGCAAUUUAAUUAAUAUUUAAUUUAUAAACUUUACAAUCAACAAAACAAUUGAAGGUACAGACAACAGGACUGAGGAGUCCCAAAUUAACUCCUACCUACACAUUACAUUGACAUUGUAAAACAAUAGAGACAGGUUACAAAUUUAACAAAGCUACAAUACAAAAUUACAACAAUCAAUGCGUUGCAAACCAUCCUUACACUUUCCAAAGUUAAUAUGAACUAGACAUGGACCGCCCAUAUAUUGCAAUCCUUUCUAGGUCAAUUUACUGCCUUAAAAUGAAGAGACCUGAAAUUUGCAAAGAAGGUUUGGGAAAUGAUCAAGUUACAAAAAAAGAUUUAUACUGUACACAUAAAUGAGUCAACAUUGUGCAGUACAGACACAGUUACAGAGUACAGUAAACAUCCUAAACAUGCAUGUACUCCAAGCUGUCCCUGCAUUUUCCAAAGAUAGGAUUCCAAGAACAUAGACCGCCUGCGGUGUUGUUUUUACCUGUGUGUUUAAUUUAAUUUAUUCAAACAGACUGAAACAAAAGACAUUUUGGAAAUACAAAGACAGCUUGGAGAGUUCUCAACUAUCAUGAAUAACAAGUAAUAGAACAACAAAUAAUAGAACAACAAAUAAUAGAACAACAAGUAAUAGAAAAAUUUCUGUCGCAGUUGCGAAGAAAAAUUAAAUGGGAAUCUCAUGAAAAAUUUGAAAAAGCCCUUCUGUCUGCUAGGCAUAUUUGCAUAAGCAGUGCUGAAUGCAUGCAGCAUCUUCCACAAACUGAUGUUAACAAGUUUCUUAUUCCAUUAUUUUACCUCCCAUGAUCAUGUGAAAAACCCUCAAUUAAUAUCCAAGCAUCAUGUUUUACACAGGGUUCAGAUCUGUUGACUGUUGUGGUGUAUGUCAAAGAAAUUGAUAAAGAGUCGUUGCAAGUUAACUUUGAGGUUAAGGCUUUAUGCUUGAAAUUUCAAACCAGGUAAAUACUUUAGAUAUUGUAUGGCUGUCUCGCUGUACUGAUAGCUUGGUUGGUUGGAGGACUCCACCAGAAUCGCAGUACCACAGAUUCAAUUCCUGGCGGAGGGUUGAUAACUGCUCCUGGUUAGGUCUAAUAAAUAUAUAAAAAUUCUACUUGAAAUUCCCAUCAACAAAUUCCUUCAACAAUGAACACAUAUAAAAAUUUUCCGUGUUGAUAUACAGUUAUAUCAACACGAGUGGAAUUGGGAAAACCAGAAAUUGUAUGGAAACACGAAGGGCGGAGUGUUUUCAUACAAUGGGUCAUUCCAGAAAACAUUCAUACCACCCCCACAGAGGAAAUAGGAAGUUAAACCCCCUACCCCCUUCGGAUGUCCUAAUGCAUUUAUUAUUAUCAGAAACAAUAUUGUCUCCCCUCCCCCUCCGGACGGCAGAAAUUUUCUCUGUGGGGGGAGUAUGGAUCUCUGGAACAAACCAAUGUCGAGUUUACCCAACUUCCACAAGUGUUGAUAUAACUAUAUAUCAAUACGGAAAAAAUGUUGCAUAUUUUUUUUAUAAUAUAGCAAUGUGAAAAGCCCGAAGGAUAAGAAAAAUUUCCGUGUUUACAAGCGGCGGAAAAUUUCCCGUGUUGACAUUGAGUUAUAUCAUCAACACGGCUCUUAGCCAAUCAGCGUUCAGAAUUUGCAAAUGCUAUAUUAUAAUUAGUUAUAUCAAGUGAGAUGCCUAAAAUCCUGAUAUUUACCUGAAGAGUAUGCCAAAAACAAUAGGGAACCACCUUAAGAAAAUAAACGAGAUGAUGUUUGCUUAUUAUAAUAUUGUUACUUACUGUACCUGAAGAUCCAAAGAAUUCCUGAAGUUGCAUGACCAAGUGUCUGAAGACACAGUUUUUGAGUGGAAUGUUCAUUUGAGGUAAGUUGUAUAUCAACAAGCAUUGUUAAUAGAAAUACAUUGUAACUACUGCAGCUUAACUACUAAUAACUACUGCAGCUUAAUUACUAAUAACUACUGCAUUGUACUAUAUGUGCAAGCUUUCUCAUUUUUAAUUGGCUGCAUGAUAGUAUUUCCUCUCCUCGUGAAAUACUUUUUUUACCACGUUCUUCUUGCCCAACUUAAUCAUAAUGAGGUCAACUUAAUUUUUAUUGUAAUACAUUUUCAACAAUGUAAAAUUUAGUGUAAAAAAGGCGAUUUUGUAGCAUUUUUUAAAAUUUUUAAAAUUUUCUUUUGAAAUUGAGUACAAACAGUUUUGUCCUAGUGCAGUUUUACGAUUAGUUAUAUAAACUUUAUUACGAUGUUUGCCCCAAAAGCUAGAGGGCCCAUAUAAUACAAAAAAGGAUAUAUAAAAUUAUUUACACAAAAAAGUCAGUACAGUACGAGGCGUAUAGAAACAAUAAACAAAAUAAGACAGUGUUACAGAAAAGACACGACACAUAAACGCACAAAGCAUUGCUAGGAGAAACGAAAAGUAUUCAAAAUAAAACGGUGGACAGCACCGAACAAUAAAAAAUUUUCGUUACUGUAAAACUUAAUUGAGCAAAACCGUUCAAUAAAAAUUCAAGUUUUCCAUUGUCGGUGCUCGUUAGCCAUGCUUUUCCACAAACUUGUGCCGCAGAGGUUAGUAGUUCAUUACGUUGAGCAGCAAAACGAGGACAUGAUAAAAGAUAAUUUUUAACUGUAUCAUUUUGUUGGCAACAUAAUACGUACAUAAAGGAGAAUUACGAUAAUGAAUUCCAUAUAUCGACUACAUACAUUGCAUUUUGGUUUCAUGUUUGUACUGUGUUUUGUAUAUAAUUGGUCUUUUGUAUAUAAACUACCUUUUUAUUUCUAUAAUAGACACCAAAUUGACUGUAAAAACUGCAAGUAUGCGAUAGCGAAAUCAAAGCUGACAAUGACGUUAAAAAAAGCUUGUGUAAAAGAUCAAUGGAAUUCUUUGGAAGAACUUAAUAUGAAAGGUACAGUAUUACGAUAUAUCGUACAGUAUAUAUUACGUGUAAGCUAGGAAUGUUCGGUAUGAGAAAUUUCCGGUAUUGGUAUACCGAAAAAAUUAUACCAAUAUUAUCGGUAUACCGGUUUUCCUUUGAUAAUUAUAAAGGAAAAUUCUUUAAUGGAAAUUUGAAGGAAAUUUUGAGUAAUUCUGAAAGGGAAAACGAUAAUUUCGAAGCUGUUUCGAACUAGUGUUUUCGAACGACACGUACUCAGUGUAACAUCUCAUGAUGUGGAAAUUCUAAAUCAUUGCAGUAGAAAGUUCUUUGAAUUGCCAUUCAGUAGUAAAAUAAAGGUUAUGGUUUCGCCAUAUAGUUGGUAAAUUUAAUACGAUAUACUGAAAAAUUCCGGUAUAUCGGAAAUUUCGGUAUAUCGGUAUGGUUGAAUAUCCGGUAUCGAUAUACCGAUAUUGAUUUAAUACCGAUAUUUUCGGUAUAUCGGUAUACCGAACAGUCCUAUAGUGUAAGCAAGCUUUUGUUGGUAGGGAUGCAGCUACCUGAAAAAUAUAAGGAGAAUUUCAAAAACAUUUCAGGUAGUUAUGUACCUACCAACAAAAGCUUGUUUAUAUUAUUGGCACUACUUACUGUUCACUGGCACAGACAUGUUAACGUUUUGUUUAUCUCAGCAGCGACCGGAUUUUUAGAACUGAAAUCUAUUGAACUGGCAUUUUUUGAAGUACACUAAUACACGUACUCAUCCCAUUGAAUACGACGCUCUUCCCUUUCGCUUCUCAGAUCUCUUCCGCAGAGGCUUUUUAGUAGCUCGAAGGUGCAGGAAGGUUAUUGAAGCAAGCGAUUGUGUAUGGACAUUCUGGACUAGCUUGCAACUGGCCCGCGUUUUAGUUACUAAGCAAAGCCUCAGCAAAGAAGAGUAAUUGGGAACGAUUCAGCCUGCUUUAAAGAUGGUUUUUCGAACGCGCUUUUUUGGGCGGCAUAGCCAUCAAAGAUGUUGCAGUAAAAUACAGAUGUAUUAGAAUACACAUUUUGUUAGUUCCAAUGUAACAUUACGAGGUUUUAUAGAUUAAUUUUUACUACAGGUGUUGAUGAUCAGAGGUUGAAGAAUGGCCAGGGACACCUAAAUAAUACUACUGGAGGUCAAGUGACGGAGAGGGAUAAUAUAAGAACUAGCAAUACGGGACACCUAAAUGGUACUACUGGAAGUCAAGUGACGGAGAGGGAUAAUAUAAAAACUAGUAAUACGGUACAUUUGAAUAGUGGUACCGGAGGUCAAGUGGCGGAGAAGGAUAAUAUAAAAACUGGUAGUACAGGACACUUAAAUUGUAGUACUGGAGGUCAAGUUACGAAGAGGGAUGAUAUAAAAACUGGUAGUACAAGACACCUAAAUAGUAGUACUGAAGGUCAAGUGACAGAGAGUGAUAAUAUAAAAACUGGAAGUACAGGACACCUAAAUAGUACUACUGGAGGUCAAGUGACGAAGAGGGAUAAUAUAAAAACUGAAAGUACGGGAUACCUAAAUAGUACUACUGGAGGUCAAGUGACGAAGAGGGAUAAUAUAAAAACUGAAAGUGCGGGAUACCUAAAUAGUACUACUGGAGGUCAAGUGGCGGAGAGGGAUAAUCUAAAAUUUAAAACAGAAAAUGGGGGUGUAAAUUUAGAACAUUGCAACGGAAACAACGGCAAUUUUUCAAAUGAAAAUCAAACUCGUGUGAAAAAUAAACUUGGGCUUGAUGCUGAGGGAGUUCCUGAUAGUCUAGCCGAUGAUGCGGAUGAUCUGGAUAAUAUAUCUAACGAAAUGUGUGAAAAUAUUAGAACUAAGCAAACUGUUAAUAGUAACAAUGACAAAGGUUGUGAAGUUAACGAAAAGAUUAAUCGGUUAGAUGAUAAUAGCGAAGAUAUUCUUUGUAAUGAGAUGAAUAUUACUGGAAGUGAUAGCUGUGCGUGUGACAGCACGACCAAGGAAAGAGAUACGGCAUGUGCACAUAAAGAUCCUACUAUUACAAGUGGAAACGUCAGUAAAAUAACGAACCAUACUGAGAAAUCAAAUGAUAUAACAGAACCGAAUAAGAUUAAAGUCCAAGAUUUUGAUGACUCGCGUCACAAAGACAACGUGGUGCAGGAAAACAAGAGUUUUAAAUUAAGUUACGAUGCCAAGAAACACGAUUGUCGUCCUGGGUCUGUUGGUCUAGUAAAUCAUGCAAAUCUCUGUUAUAUCAAUUCUGUUGUUCAGUGCCUCUCGUCUGUCAUAGAACUACGGACAUAUCUAUUAUGUAAGUACUGUUUUCACUCUUGUCUUUUUCAAAAUCUAAUAUGUAUGCGGGUUGAUUUCAUAAUCUAAUAUGUAUGCGAGUUGAUUUCAUAAUCUAAUAUGUAUGCGGGUUGAUUUCAUAAUCUAAUAUGUAUGCGGGUUGAUUUCAUAAUCUAAUAGGUAUGCGGGUUGAUUUCAUAAUCUAAUAUGUAUGCGGGUUGAUUUGCCAAGCAUUUAAUUAUUAGUAUCUCCAGGUAUCUCAUUGACAUUUGACUAGCCGUUAUUAGCCUUGAUAGGACCAUGUUUCCUUACUUUUUUCCAUAACCCUAACCUGCGAACGGGCGUGUUCCAGAUACGAGAUUGUCUAAGUAGGAGUGCCAAAAUGACGUCAUGAACCUCAAAAAUUAAUGUUAUAAUAUAUAGAGUAAGGAUUGGGAUUGUGUUUACAAUUUACAUCCGUUUUCAAAAGUCAGUUUAAAUUAUUUUUACAAUAUGUCACGUGAACUGCAACGCUAAAAGACAUCUUAAAAUAAGGUAAUUCCGCAGUAAUUGUUCCCGAAAUGAGAAUGUGCUGAAACUUCCCAGGCAUGGAGUUUAUGAUAUACAGUACUUAAAGUAAAAUCACAAAAAAAGUCGGGGUCACCGAACUCGUUAAGAAGAUAUGACAAUCACUAUACCACCUUUACCCCCAAUAUGGCGCCAUCUUGACGCUCAUUACGAGUAACAGCAAAAUUGCAACAGCCCGAUAUUUAUUGACGUUUUUAGUGCGGAUUUUGCUUUAGUAAACCUAUCUUGUAAUUAUUUUUGAUCCACAAAUGUCUUUUCCACAUUUCUUUACAUAUCUUUCUUUGAGAACAUGCAUUGAUAAAGGAUUUUUUUCAAGAUCCAGAAAUGAUUUUUCUUAUAAUUUCGGAUAUGAAAUGUAAAAUGCAUUAAAGAAAUAAAUUAUCAGUUAAAAAACGGGGGUCACCGAUCUUUUUAGGGAAUUGUGGCAUUAAAACGUGAAAUACAAGUAAAUAAAUAUACUACAGACACAGGAACCCUAGCUACACUUUUGUAUGCCUUUUUUGAAAACAUUGAUUUUAACGUAAUUCUUUGCACGAAUGUAACCAAAGAUGUUUUGAAGUAACAUAAAAUUGUAAUAAAAUGAUUUUUUUAAAUGGUACGCAUAAUGAAUGAAAUUAUAAGUUACAAGAUAUGCGCAGUAAAAGUGCGCAAUGCAAAACUGCGGAAUUACUCUAAACCGUUUUUAACACCUAAAGAAAUAUUGACACAAAAUUAGCUAGAUAUAGAAACUAAAAGAAACAACAAACCAUCGCAACAAAAUAUUUGUAGUGAAUCACUUUCAAAGUUUGAAAAUUAACAUUCAGCGUAACUGUUGUAUAAAAAAUUUGAAUUUUGUCACCGUAAAACUGAUAUGUCUAGUACUCUAGUUAUUUUCGGCAUAGUCGCGUAAUUGCAAAAGGAGGUGUACAGUAAGUUGGGGUUUUAGACCCGUAAAACCAUAUGUACAGUACUUUUUUCGUUAGUCAUUUUCGAAUUAUAUUCUAAAUGUCAAUCUGUACAUUGGACGAAAAAAUCGUGGUAGAGAAUAAUUUCUUUAUUUUGCGCUAGGGGAAAACACGCUUGCGGUAUAAGAAACUGUGUACAGUCGAUAUCAAUUAUUUGCUAUUUUCAGCUAAGAAGUACUCAUCGCAUAUCAAUCGUGAUAAUAAGAAUGGUUAUCAUGGAGAGCUAAUCAGCGCCUUCGAUUCUUUAAUACAAGAACUAUGGUCGGGAAAGGAACGCUCUGUUUCGGCGUCUAAAUUAAAGGUAAGCGCCAAGAGUGGAAAAAGUGUUAUAUUAUUGCGAUUGCUGAGUGUACUCGAUAUUAAUGAGGCGAACUACUAAAUUAUUUCAUGCUUUUGUUUGCAAAUUUUAUAUUUAUUGAUAAAACAUUUGAAGUUAUAAAAAGAUUAAAGGCCCAAGAACAAUAUUACACUGGUCAAAGCAUAAUUGGAAAGAUUUCUUAACUUUCUUAUGAAGAUUCUUGUCUUAAUUUAACAAGUCUUAUUGUACCAUGAAUAAGUCGAAGUAUAGGAAACAAACAGCUGGCGAAAAUUCUUGACUGAGCCCACAAUGCCAUCCAAUCAUUGCUCAGCAUGUACAUGGACGUUUUUGCGGUAAUUUCCCGCAUCAUGUUAUAGCAGUAA